Messenger RNA from Ipomoea triloba (trilobed morning glory), 732 nucleotides. RefSeq lists its product as uncharacterized. Bases 1 to 732 code for a protein of 243 amino acids. NCBI's taxonomy places the organism in Eukaryota, Viridiplantae, Streptophyta, Magnoliopsida, Solanales, Convolvulaceae. The transcript has 2 exons. The record is from RefSeq and is a predicted model, not a curated record.
AUGGUUUUGGGGUUUACUGGUCAGUGGAUUGACUUGAUAAUGUUAUGUGUCACAAUUGUAUCCUACAGUUUUCUGGUGAAUGGUAGAAGUGCUGGUCAGGCAGAAGCUAGAGGGUCUAUUCAUGGCUGCAGAGUAGCACGGGGUGCCCCAUCUAUCUCACAUUUGUUUUUUGCAGAUGAUAGCCUGUUAUUCUUCAAGGCAAAUGUUCAGGAGGCAGGGGUAAUCAAGCAGUGUCUCAUUGAAUACGAAAGUAUGUCGGGACAGGCAGUAAAUUUCCACAAAUCCAGUGUGUGCUUUAGUAGGAAUACUGCAGAAACUGUAAGGGAUGAGGUAGCUUCUGUUUUGGGAGUUAUACAGGCCCCUAACUUUGGCAAGUAUUUGGGACUCCCGUCUUUUAUUGGAAAGGAAAAAAGGGCAGUAUUCUCUUAUGUCGAAGACAAGAUUAAACAAAGAUUUAGCUCAUGGAAUAAAAGGUUAAUUUCGCAGGCAGGAAAGGAAGUUCUUCUGAAAAGUGUAGCUCAAUCAAUGCCUACCUUUUCAAUGAGCGCCUUUCUCCUUCCAGCUUCGGUGUGUCUGUCUAUUGAGAGAGCUAUGAAUAGGUACUGGUGGGGUUCUGGAAACGAGAAAGGUAUACACUGGAAGGCUUGGGAUAGAUUGUGUGUGCCUAAAAAAUAUAGGGGUUUGGGAUUCAAGGAUUUGAGGGCUUUCAAUCUUGCAAUGUUAGGAAAAUAG